AUGGACCACUAUAAUCUGCUGGGAACUUUAUUACUCGGAAAUACUAAGGUAUACAGAACUGCAACUUAUCGAUAUCCAUAUAAAAGUUUUACCUUAACCUUUUCACUAGAUAUCUCUAAAGUGCAAGAUGACGAAGUUGGUGAUGGGACAACAUCUGUAGUUGUUUUGGCUGGAGAACUUUUAAGGGAGGCAGAGAAGCUGGUUAAUUCAAAAAUUCAUCCAAUGACAAUUAUUUUAGGUUACCGGAAGGCCGCUGAAUGUGCCCGCAAUGCGUUGCUGCUGAAGGUUGAUAAUAAAAAGAAUGCAGAGAAAUUUAGGUCAGACUUGAUGAGUAUUGCAAUUACUACUUUGAGCUCGAAAAUCUUGUCUCAGGACAAGGAGCAUUUUGCAAAACUAUCUGUUGAUGCGUUCAUGAGGUUAAAGGUCCGUAUUUCAUUUGCAUUUAGCAGCUUAUCCAUAGCAGGAGCAUAGCCUAGGAUGUAUUUGGUUCGUUCUAUUUUACUUUAGGUCUCAGGUUUAUCUGCGUAUGGCUUUUUCUUUAUUUUGUUACUCUCCUAUGCUGCAGUAGUUCAGCAGCUAGACAAUUUGACAAUGAUGUUUUAAACAGCAUGUUUUGGUUAAACUAUGAUUUUAAUUUUAUCAAAUGGUAGCAAUGAACAUUGAAAUCAAUGCUAAUGUGCAAUGUGGCAUGUGUGUCUUGAAGAUAUCUUUAUUUUCUAGCGUUAACAUUUGAAAUCACAGUAAAGCAACUAAACUGAAGUUUCAAGUACAUGCUGUUCU
Molecule: messenger RNA, 780 nt
Organism: Capsicum annuum
Lineage: Eukaryota; Viridiplantae; Streptophyta; Magnoliopsida; Solanales; Solanaceae
Product: T-complex protein 1 subunit beta-like
Exons: 3
Coding region: 1-471 (156 amino acids)
Biological process (GO): protein folding
Cellular component (GO): chaperonin-containing T-complex
Molecular function (GO): ATP-dependent protein folding chaperone; ATP binding; ATP hydrolysis activity
Source: RefSeq, a predicted model, not a curated record